UUCCCAAGCGUGAAAUAUUAAAUCGUUAAACCGUAUAACACACACGGAUAAACAAUUCCAAGUCACGAUAGAAAAAAAACAAUGCACUUCAGCUUUAUAUCUGUAAAAUUUCGUUGCACAUCGUAUCCCUUUAUCUACAUCACUUGCGUGUAUUUCACAACUCGUAGAGUAACGUACCUAUAAUAUUAUUUUCUUUUUCUUUGAUAAUUCAAAAAAUUUCACGCAAAAUGGGAUGGGACGCUUUCUCGGAAUUGUGGCAUAUCUCAUUCGCGACGGAUAAUUAUUCUUUAAGAAUAUCUUUGAUUCGUUGAUUUUUUUUCUUGUUUUUUUCCUCGGAGAGUGGAGGUAACCGCGGAUCCGGAUUGGUUUCUUCUCGUCCUCGACGCACCCGGUGGGAGCACCACUUAGUGAAGCUUCCUUAUCCCCCGCGCGGGGCAAUUUGUAAAUUCUCGAGUACACACGUCCGAGGCGGAUGAGUAAUCCUGGAGUAAUUAGCUACCCUCUUCGCGGUCUCGGUCCCUCCCACGGCCUCCGUCUUACCCUGCUCUUCCGUCUGUCUCGCUCAAUCGCCGCGUCCCACUCGGGCGCCCUCCCCUACCACGGCGGACCACCCGACCGAGUAGAAGAGUCACUCUCGGCCGUGGUCUCGCAGCCGCGGUCCGGCGAAUCGCGAGGGAGCGCGCCCAGUCGAGCGCACGCGCGCGAUUUGCCAACUCCACGGAGAGCGAACGCGCCUCCCGAGGCCGAUCUAUCUCUCUCUCUCUCGAUCCACCUUGCGGGAUAUAUAUCCUAUAGCCGGACCGUGCCCGACCUAACGAUCGCAGAUGAGACCGGCCACCCCAAGGGACCGGAGGGACACCCCAGCGAUGCCUCGCCGACGGUCGAACCCCUGAACGGAGAAACAGGGAAGAUGCGGCCUUGUUGGAACUAAGACCGCUUCGUAGGCUGCGCAAGUCCGCGGGACCACAUCCCGAGCCAGUGACCAAAAAGUAAGGAUCCACCGUUGCCCCGAGCCCAAACGGGCUUAGUGACAAAGAGGGAGGAAGGAACGGAACCCCCGAUAGAAAAGCGGAUCAGGAGAGGGGAAAACGAAGGGAGGGAGGAAAAACGUUCAUAUCCAUAGAAGAAAGUGUUUUAAAAGGGUGUAGACGCGUCUCGAGAAACUUCGUUCACGCACUCCGUUCGACGGAAAAAAAAACAAAAACUUAAAGUAAAAGGAAAGAAGCAAAACGAGAUAUAAGUUUAAGAACGGAAGAGGAAAAGGAGGCAAAAGGAAAGAUUUGAAUAUCAGUAGAGGUGUACCUUUCGAGCCGCGUGCCGUCGCGCGUCGUCGAGCAAAGUCGCGAUCGGGCGUCUCGUGGUAUAUAAGAGAAAAAAAAAGUAAUAAAAACAAAUACAAAAAAAAAUAAGAAUCGGGAAAGGGGGUGAGAAUCGAGGAAUUAUCAGGAUGGCGGUGGCGUGGAAGUUGACAGUUCUGCUGCAGAUCGCGGUCUUCACGAUGCGCGCAUGUGCGUCCCCUCGUGACACGGACCUCUCGAAUCGACCUCCUCCAUGCCCGAGCGACAUUUACUGCCACGGGGACCUGCUGCACACCGUGCAAAUGGCCUCGAUCUACAGCGACUCGAAGACCUUCGUCGACAUGAAAAUGAAGAAGCCCCCGAACGAGACGCUGGCGUCCUUCCGGGAGUUCAUGAACGCGACGGACAGCGCCCCGACGCCUCUGCAGGUCGAGAGGUUCGUCAACGAGACCUUCGACCCGGCGGGAUCCGAGUUCGAGGACUGGGACCCCGUCGACUGGCGGAUCAGCCCGAAGUUCCUGGAGAACAUCAUGGACCGGCAUCUUCGGAAGUUCGCCUACGACCUGAACCAUAUAUGGAAGCUUCUGGGACGGAAGAUGAAGGACGACGUCCGGGUGAACCACGACCACUACUCCAUCAUCUACGUGCCCAAUCCGGUAAUCGUCCCCGGUGGCAGGUUUCGAGAGUUCUACUACUGGGACUCCUACUGGAUCAUCAAGGGCCUCCUGCUCUCCGAGAUGUACAGCACCGUCAAGGGCAUGCUCUCCAACUUCGUCAGCAUAGUCAACACCAUCGGGUUCAUCCCCAACGGCGGGAGGGUCUAUUACACCAUGAGGUCCCAGCCGCCGAUGCUGAUCCCCAUGGUCAACGAGUACCUCAGGGUCACCAACGACUUCCAGUGGCUCAAGGAGAACCUGUGGCUGCUCGAGAAGGAGUUCGACUUCUGGAUGACCAACCGGACGGUCGAGGUCGAGAAGGACGGGGUCACUUACACCCUGGCCAGAUACUACGAGGAGUCCGCCGGCCCGAGGCCGGAGUCUUACAGGGAGGACUUCAUAACCAGCGAGAGUUUUCGCACCGAGGAGGAAAAGAACAACUAUUAUGCCGAGCUCAAGACCGCUGCGGAAUCUGGCUGGGACUUUUCCAGUAGAUGGUUCAUCCUCGACGGAACUAACAAAGGGAACUUGACGAACUUGAAGACCAGAUCCAUUAUCCCGGUCGAUUUGAACUCCAUUAUAUAUCGGAACGCCGUCCUUCUGGCCGAGUUCAACAACAGGAUGGGAAAUACGACGAAGGCCGCGGAAUACACAAGGUUGUCCGAGAAGUGGAUGGAAGCCGUGACGGCGGUCCUCUGGCACGAGGAAGUCGGCGCUUGGCUCGACCACGACAUCCUCAACGACAUCAAGAGGGACUAUUUCUACCCUACGAAUAUCUUGCCCCUCUGGACGAACUGCUUCGACAUCACCAAGAGGGAGGAGUUCGUAUCCAGGGUCUUGAAGUACCUCGAGAAGAACCAGAUCAUGAUCAACCUCGGAGGCAUACCGACGACGUUGGAGCACUCCGGGGAACAGUGGGACUAUCCGAACGCGUGGCCUCCUCUGCAGUACUUCGUCAUCAUGGCCCUGGACAACACCAGGGAUGCUUGGGCUCAGAGACUGGCCUACGAGAUGAGCCAGAGGUGGGUUCGCAGCAACUACAAGGCCUUCAACGAGACCAACAGUAUGUUCGAGAAGUAUGACGCCACCGUUUCCGGGGGCUACGGCGGUGGUGGCGAGUACGAGGUGCAGCUAGGGUUCGGCUGGUCGAAUGGAAUCGUCAUGGACUUGCUGGACAAGUAUGGCGACAGACUGACCGCGGAGGAUCACUUUUUGCCGAACGACUUCGUCGAGAACUCGGCGCCGCAGCAGAUCGUCGUGUCGACGGCUGGUCAAGUCAUGACCGGGAUCCUCGCUCUCAUCAUAUCCGUAGCGGCAGGAUUCAUAGGGAUGGUAAUGUACAAGAGGAGGAACUAUUACGCGCCGGGGCCCUCGACGAUGCCGAACAAGCGGAAGGUCGGCCCUGCGUCUGCUCUCUACAGGAAGAGGAUCGCCUACACGGAGCUGAAGGACAUGAGCAACGAUUGACGAGCACUCGGCAGCUAGAGAUCGUUCUAUCAUCGGGAUGGACCAUUGCCGGGAUCGGUCUUCUCGUGAACGUGCUUCGGCAGUCCCGAGGACCCGCGAAACUGUCCGGAACUAGUUAGGAACUGCGCUCCUACGAGGGGGAAGCAUAUCGUUCUAGAAGGAUUAAUCGACCGCCUUCGUGGUCUCGACAUCGUAAGGACGUAGAAAAUGCGCCGAGAAUCGGAAAAAUGGAUAGGAGGAAGAGAGGCACGGGUCCUCUAGAGCGUGCGAACAAAAAACUGAACGCAACGCCAUUACGUUCAGGGAUGUAUGUACCCUGUCGAACAUGAAUCUCUUCCAUCUAGCACCAUGUUCGCAGGGGAGAGAUUCAUAUCCGACCCUGUACAUCCUCCAAGGUACUCCAAAAUGGCGUCGCGUUGGACACUUCCGGUGUGGGAAUUCGGGCCAACGCGGCUCCGAGAGCAUACCGACGGCUCAACAGCACUUUAGGCGGCCGAUUUUCUAUUGUACAUUUCGGCGACGCGACAUCGUACGAAGCUGCUCGCCGAUUGGCUUAUUAUUUAUUUCCCCCGCCCUUUUUUACGUAUACAUAUAUACAUACGCGUAUAGGUAUUUAUACAUACAUAUUUACAUACAUAUUUAUUGCAAAGAGUCCAGCGGACCUGCGACCCUCGCGCCGUUCUUCGGGUCUUCGGUUUCUCAGUUUUACCCGAUUCGCCGGAAAUUCAACCCUCCCUUAGCUUACUUCUCCCGUUGUGCCAUGUUAGAGGUAAAUCCGAGCGAAGCGACCGCGCAAAAGGUGUCCGCAACUUCCGGAUUUUCUCGCGGAGGACCUCCGGAAAACCGACUUCCGGCGACGCGGCGGCUUCUCCGGCGAAACCCUCGUGGGUGAAACGCGCUUGCUUGUGUAUUAAUUCUCUUCUUUAGACGUUCUACGUCGAAGGAAGGGUUCCGCCUCGAAGCCACGUUGGAGGAUCGCAAGGAGCCCGAAGCUCUCUAGAAAGUAUUAAAGCGCGUGGAAACGGUCGCUUCGAUGCCCUGGACCGUGGAUGCGAAAACGGUGCGAUAGGUCGCCGAUGAAGCCGGUGUGUCGAGGGACCCAGGUCGAUCCUGCAGGUCGCAGAGACGAGACUGGCUCCUGGAACGGGAAAUUUUGUCAGAGGGUCUCGGCGAAUGUGUCCUCGUUAAACUCGCGCCAACUCGGGUCAUUUUUAUUCUAUGUAUUUAUUCAUAUCGAGUAGGCAGUGUCUUUGAAUUCGAGUAACUCGAGUUUUCGACUAGGGUGAACAGCGAUUUUAAACCGGCGAUGUGCUCUCGGCGAGCCGGCGUUCCUUUCCCUCGUGCCUCUGUACAAAGCGAGAAAAAGGGCGAGACGCGACGCCCUCGGCUUUUUAGGGUACUAAACGAACAUUACGCGAUCGAGCCUCGUCCUAACGUGCCUCUGAGCACCGAUUAUCGAGUUCACACCGAUCUUUUUCGCAUACGUAUAGAUUCCCCUGAAAAAUUUUGCGCUGCUGAGAAGUCGCCAUUAGUCGACACUUGAAAGUCCUAUACGAAACUAUCAAUCGUGUGAAUGUUGACCGGGUGAACUGGAUGAUGGCGCGAUAGGACUGAGGGCGUCGACGCGAAAGAGAACAAUUGUACAUAUGUACGCUUAAGGGUGUGUAGCCAGAGUCAGACCGUGCGCGUCGGGUGUCACACAUAGCACGGCGCGUCGACGCGUCGAGGAUGUAAAUCCAAUAAAAAUGCGGCAAAAUGUGCCUAGAGCGGUUCCGAUUGGUUUUUCUGUUGAAAAAAAUGAGACAAGCGUUGACGCGCCGCGCUCUGUGCGACAACCGACGCGCUCGGUGGGCUCCGGCUUGUCGGAAAGAUAGGGAGAGCGAGAGAAAGAGAGAGACGUUGAGGGAGAAAAUGAGUGCGUGAAAGGGAGGGAGAGAACGAUGCUGCGGCAGAGGACAUUGCGCUGUAUAUUAUAUAGGAGAAGAGCAUCUAGAAUAAGGAUCGGCGGUUUUAGGAGAUUUUUAUUAGCGAAUUUCACGGUUAGGCGAUUCCUAAGUCGAGGUGCGACGACUCAAAGAGAGGAGGGAGGACUCUGGACAAGUCCUUUACGUGCUUGGAAUAGACAAUUUUACGCGCUGUUCAUAUUGUAUAUACACAAUGCGGCUGUACGGGGCUCGGUUUUGUCGUGGGGUCGAAGCUACGAAGUGGGUGCACCGUUUUAGGGUCAGUUUAUCUUGUACAAAGUGCCACUCGGCGAACUCGACGAACGGACUUGCGCGAAAAGAAAUCCGAACUUUGACUCGUAUCGAGUUCCGAAACGUUGAACGGGGUUCAACCUGGACGUGGAACGAAACCGCGUCGCUUAUGUUUAGUAGAUAUCUUCUGGAAAUACGUUCGCGUGAGUCCGACGAAUAGUCGUCUAGAAGGUGUACGAGGUAAUGUGAAUUGCGCAGUCCUCAGAAAACAAUUAAAUCUUUCUCUUAUUAUAGUGGUUUUUUUUUGUAUAUAAGAAUUCUUGAAAAUUUAGGCGUAAUACCGAACAAUCUAAAGCGCAAAAAAAAUUUGAAUACCUCCAGCGAAGCCCGCGUUUUUUUUUUUUUUUUUUUAAGUCUUUUGCAUCCCUCCAACGCACAAUUGCAGGAUACACCUUUACCUUGACGUAUACCUCCGCAACCUUUACGCACGGUGAUUACGAAAUUCAGGUUUUGUACGCCCAUUUCCCUAAUUUAGUGCCUUACUGAGGUAACUUUACUCGCGGUUUCUCAAGUAUUACGUCUUAAGUUUGAAGUUCCCCUUUUAAAGCGAAUAAGACUUGCAUGGCUGGAGGAAAGUGCGAGCUCGUUAUUAGGCACGCGCGAGUCGGCGGACUAAAUGUAUAAACGGCGAAAAAUCGUCAGGAUGUUUUAGAGGUACGUGUUAAUUUCCCGUAGAAUAAUCAGCGUACACUUUGGAUCAUGUCGAAGAUUCAACGGUCCGGCUUGUAGGUCAGACUAAGAUAGUCCACUUUUCGCUGAUGAACAUAUCGGGCCGCAUGGGUACGGAUACGUAUAGUCUUUACCGCAAAGUAGAUCUCUAUUAUUCUAUCUGCUGGCGACGUGGAUAUUACGAUCGGACUGAAUAAAAGCUUCGAGCUGAACAUGACAUCCGUUCCUGUCUUUCUACCGCGAUCGCUUUUAUUAAUCGCGUCGUGUUACAAAAAACGGUUCCAAAUAAUAUCUCGUUGGCCACGAAUCCGUCUAGAAAUCCAGCCCACUCCGAACUAACAAAUUACGAAGUUAAGUACACGAUACUUGAGAAGAACGUCACAGAGGAUAAUCCUGAAAAUAAUUAGACCAUUACCAACGUGCGAGGGCGGACCGAAGCCCCGUCCCAAUACUGACGUCUUUUCGCGAAAGGCUUUUUGCGGAAAGUUGGCGAAAAAGAAAAAAUAAAAAAACAAAACAAAAGGAUGAAGCUCUCCGAAACUACCUCGUCGAUGUAAUGGAAAGAGAUACGAAAUUGUUAAUUAAUCGAGGGAGAGAAAGCGAACCGUUGUGAAGACCUCGACAUUGUGAUACAUUUUAAAAUAGCUAGGUGUGCCUGUGUGUGUCUGGUCGUUUCGCGAAAACCUGAAAAUCUGGAUUCGAGCCUGUCGAAUGUCCCCCGAGAGAAGAAACGCUUUCGCGUCCAUUGCUCGAUCAUCUACGCAUGAAUUGUUUGAAAUUGCGCCGCCACUUUUGCGAGAUGGAAAUAUAUUCUCCGGACGCGAGGUCGAGGCAACGAGUACAAGAGACCCGAAUCAGUCCGCUCGUUCCGACUAACGAUUUAUACAGGAACAUCGGCUCGGAAUUAACCCUCGAUCGGACCAAUAAAAUCAAAUCGAUUGGCCGAAGGUGUAGUACCUUUGUCGAAUAUUCAUUAUCUCGGGAUUUCGCCCGUACUUAGCAAUAAUCCAAUCCGACGACUUGGUCAAGUAGGAAUGAAUUUCGAGCUUGAAUCCAAAUUCUGAUCGGAAAAGACGCAACUGACGUUCCUUUGCGCAAAUCUGGAAGACUGCCUUUUUGGCUAAGUUAGUCGCUUCCAGGUGCUUAACCCUUUCGUCCCGCCAAAAGAGUACACAAUGGGCUAUAACCGGCUCAUCUCUGGGCAUUGUUUUGUAGAUGUAGAUUCGUAUUGGAGGUCGUUUCGUGUAUGCCGGUUAUAGUCGGCGUACGUCUUCAGGGGUUGCUUUGUGGAUAUACUAAAUAGUCUAUAGGUGGCAUUCGGGUCGAAAGGGUUAAGUAGCCUUCCCGACUUGUCCCUUCCUCGUCCCUUUGAGUUCACCCAAAAACCCUGCAAGACGAGACCGCUCUCGUCUGAAUAUAGAAUAAUAAGCGCCGAAUUUUAUUUAUUCCGUAUCGAAGGUCUAGAUCCGGUGAGAAACUCCGAAAUAGACAUUUUUUUUAGCAAGCGCUUUGGAAAUAGUACGCGAUUACUAAGUCGACAGAACGCAGCAACCCAAACGAGAAGGUAUCCUCCUUCACGGCAAAAGAGAAAUUUCUACUUGACGAUUGUUGCUACCGAAUGAAGAGAAACCUAAUGACUGUACAUAUUAUACAUACAAAGGAUAUAUAUAUAUAUGCAUAUACACUAUAAUUUCCCACGUGCAAUGGUGCGGCAAUGCAACUGGUGUGCGUUUAAGCGGCGUAUCAAGAUUCACAAAAUUGCCAUUGAGAUAAAGAGUUCCGGUUAGUGUUAAUAAAAAUAUUUAUGAAAAAGUGGCCAAUUUGAGACUUAGUAACUACUACUAAAUUCCGUCUUUCACGUGAGGUUCUCGCGAUCGUUGUCGAUAUUUCUUGACUUCAGGAUAUAUUUAUUCGACCCUGUUCGGUGGUAUAUUUAUUGACAUUAACCGACCUCUUUUCUCGAUGCAUUCGCGUUAUUGCCGUGGUAUUUUCGACGUAUCUUUGGGGCGCGAUUGAAUAUCAUUUCUGUGAAAUAUCUGCUCGCCGACGGUGCGCUCUCGCAAUGGCGUUUAUACAUGAUUUUUAAAAAGUACUACACUAUUAAGGAAGAAGCGGAUGUGUCGUGUAUGUUUAUGUAUGUGUACAACAUGGCUUCUAAUAAAUGUAAAGAGAA
Molecule: messenger RNA, 8518 nt
Organism: Orussus abietinus
Lineage: Eukaryota; Metazoa; Arthropoda; Insecta; Hymenoptera; Orussidae
Product: trehalase
Exons: 7
Coding region: 1448-3421 (657 amino acids)
Biological process (GO): trehalose catabolic process
Molecular function (GO): alpha,alpha-trehalase activity
Source: RefSeq, a predicted model, not a curated record